UCGACGAUGCCGCGACUUAACCCUAACUUAAGUUUUCGAAAUCGACAUGCGUUCGUGCAUCCUGAGGAAUCUCUUAAGUGUACGACAAUUGUUCCGUGAAGCUCCUGGAAGUCAUACAUCACGAUCGUUAACGUAUUCAUGGUUAAAACUGACGAGGAGGUUCUCGAAUGACAUGGGAAACGACGACUACGAGGACAAAAAAGAUGACACGAGCAAGAACACCGGUUAUAACCUUACUGGUGCUAUGAAUAUAAAAUACAAAGUAUUUCACGAUAAAGACGCUGACAUUAUUCUUGAUGUGAGCGAGGAGCAGCAAAAGAUCCUCCUCGAGGACUUGAACAAGCAGGAGGAGAAAGUUCAUGAUCCUUACGCCGAUAUAAAUCUGGAGCAUGGUGUUACUGGAGUAUUCGACAUCGAUCAACUUGUUGAGUUAUUAGAAAGAGAUAAGGCCAAGAAUAUCUUUGUCGCUUCCGUUCCCAAGGAGUAUGCUUACGUGGAUUACAUCGUUGUUGUGACUGGAAAUUCACAAAAGCACAUAAAUGCUUUGGCCACUUUUAUACGCAAGGUUUACAAACUGAAAAGAUAUCAAAAUGAGUUGAUACCUAAAAUCGAGGGGGAGAAAUCAAAGGAUUGGAUGGCCUUGGAUUUAGGAAAUAUCGCUCUGCAUAUUUUAUCUGGUUCUGCUAGAGAACAUUUCGACUUGGAGACUUUAUGGACUGUCGGAAAUAUCGCUCUGCAUAUUUUAUCUGGUUCUGCUAGAGAACAUUUCGACUUGGAGACUUUAUGGACUGUCGGUUCGCAAUAUGAUGAUAAAACUAAUACAUCUAGAGAAUCGAGCAUUAUGGAUCAGUAUAAUGUCUUCUUAGCUGAUCUCCAACCAGCCGAUAAUGUUCAAUGAUUUGCAUUGCGUAUACUUUAAUGUAAAAAUUCUA
Messenger RNA from Atta colombica, 932 nucleotides. RefSeq names its product mitochondrial assembly of ribosomal large subunit protein 1 (gene RsfS312). Lineage: Eukaryota; Metazoa; Arthropoda; Insecta; Hymenoptera; Formicidae. Gene Ontology annotation, cellular component: mitochondrion. The record is from RefSeq and is a predicted model, not a curated record. Gene Ontology annotation, biological process: negative regulation of ribosome biogenesis; negative regulation of translation. Gene Ontology annotation, molecular function: ribosomal large subunit binding. The coding region runs from base 47 to 898 and encodes 283 amino acids. The transcript is spliced from 4 exons.